Messenger RNA from Pelobates cultripes (western spadefoot toad), 306 nucleotides. The record is from the annotation of a GenBank genome assembly. Lineage: Eukaryota; Metazoa; Chordata; Amphibia; Anura; Pelobatidae.
AUGGCGGGGACCGUGUGUUUUCCUGACUCUGGAGUGGUACAGCUUGACUUUGAAACCCAGCUCACCAUUCUAUUCGACAACUUCUGGAGACGUCUGGAGAGCAGAGCCGGUAGGCACCAACAAAGUGAUGCCCCUGACGGGCUUAAACGCCACCUAGUCCGCGGACCCCAACUGCACCCUCGGAGAAAGCAAAUGGCACCCAGACCACGGCACACACAAACAGGGCGGAAAUGCCCAAACAAGCGCAAGAUCAAGGAAGCCGAGUGCAAUUCCCAGAUGGAUCGGAUUGUCAAGUGGUCCCCCUAA